UUUGGUUCAAUCAAAUACGAUCAUACAUUAGGCUAAACACCUCGCAGUAGUAGUAGUAGAUUUGUUUUCAAAAAACCUCCAACCCGCGCAGCCCACUCCUUCCCGACCUCGCCGUCAACCGGCGCUCCGGCAAUCUCGUCGUCGUCCGGCUCUCCUACUAAACCGGUGUAGAUCCUGGCGAAGUAAUCUUUCUGUUACACCAAUUGGGUUGUUCCAUUACCCUCGCCCCCACUUUUACCGCCCCCUCAAAUUUUGUAUGUAGAAUUUCAGAAUUACUAGAAAUUCUUCACAUCAAAUGGGUUUCAAAGAAAACUGCAGAAACGAGCUCCGAGCCGCUGUCCGUCAGCUCAACGACCGUUGUCUCUACUUUGCCUCCAAAUGGGCAGCAGAGCAGUUAGUGGGAAUAGAGCAAGACCCAACGAAGUACACGCCAUCACACACUAGAUUCCAGCGUGGCAGCUCCAGCAUUCGUCGCCGGUUCCGUACAGCCACAGAACCUGCUGCUUCUUUCUCUUCCACACCGGUGGCCGGUACAUCUUAUGUGGCGACCCCACCGGUGGUGUUGGAGGAUGAUGGCAGUGACACCGCCAUUGACAGUGACUUUUACCUGCUUGCUAAGUCCUACUUUGAUUGUCGUGAGUACCGGCGUGCAACUCACGUGCUUCGCGACCAGACUAGCAAAAAAGCUAUCUUCUUGCGGUGUUAUGCUCUUUACUUGAUGAGCCUUGAUACUUAUUCUGCUUCUUGCGUCUUCCUGAAGGCUGGGGAAAAGCGAAAAGAAGAAGAGAUAAUUGAACUUGAGGGACCCUUAGGCAAAAGUGAUGUUGUGAACAAGGAACUGGUUUCUCUUGAGCGAGAGUUGUCUGCACUUCGCAAAAAUGGAACAAUAGACUCCUUCUGUCUUUACUUGUACGGACUUGUUCUUAAGCAGAAAGGCAGUGACAAUCUUGCUAGGUCAGUUCUUGUCGAGUCAGUAAAUAGUUAUCCUUGGAACUGGAGUGCUUGGUCUGAAUUGCAGUCAUUGUGCACUACAAUUGAGACAUUGAAGAGUCUGAAUCUUGAUAACCACUGGAUGAAAGACUUCUUCCUAGCCAGUGCUUACCAAGAACUCCGUUUGCACAAUGAAUCAUUGGCAAAAUAUGAGCACUUGCAAGGAACUUUCAGCUUUAGCAAUUAUGUCCAGGCCCAAAUCGCUAAAGCUCAGUACAGCCUGAGAGAAUUUGAACAAGUGGAAGUUAUAUUUGAAGAACUUCUAAGAAAUGACCCUUACAGGAUUGAAGACAUGGAUAUGUAUUCCAAUGUGCUGUAUGCCAAGGAAUGUUGUUCAGCCUUAAGUUAUCUCGCACACAGAGUAUUCUUGACUGAUAAAUACAGGCCAGAGUCUUGUUGCAUUGUCGGGAACUAUUACAGUUUGAAGGGGCAGCAUGAGAAGUCGGUCAUGUAUUUUCGGAGGGCCCUCAAAUUAAACAAAAAUUAUUUGUCAGCUUGGACACUUAUGGGUCAUGAGUAUGUUGAGAUGAAAAACACUCCAGCAGCAGUUGAUGCCUAUAGGCGGGCUGUGGACAUAAACCCAUGUGAUUAUCGAGCCUGGUAUGGGUUAGGGCAAGCAUAUGAGAUGAUGGGAAUGCCCUAUUAUGCCCUUAAUUACUUUAAGAAGUCAGUGUUCUUGCAGCCUAAUGAUUCUCGGUUAUGGAUUGCAAUGGCCCAAUGCUAUGAGACAGAACAGCUUCAUAUGCUUGAAGAAGCAAUCAAAUGUUACAGAAGGGCUGCAAAUUGUAACGAUAGAGAAGCUAUUGCUCUUCACCAGCUGGCAAAACUGCAUGCUGAACUUGACCGUUCUGAUGAAGCAGCAUUCUACUACAAGAAGGAUUUGGAAAGGAUGGAAGCUGAAGAACGAGAAGGUCCAAACAUGGUUGAAGCCUUAAUGUUCCUUGCUAGAUACUAUAAGACUCAAAAGAGAUUUGAAGAAGCAGAGGUUUAUUGCACCCGCCUUCUUGAUUACUCUGGCCCAGAGAAGGAAACAGCAAAGAGUCUACUCAGAGGAAUAAGAUAUGAAAUGGAUGUUGAGCAUUUUCCACCCUAAGUUUACUGGAGAGUGUGUUCAUGCUUGUCAAUAACUCGCUGAAAAGCUUGGGGAGGUCACGUGGAACAGCAAAAGGUAUCAUUAAACUUACCGAAGGCAUGACCCUUGACAGAAAGGUGUGGAGGUCGAUAAUUAAGGUAGAAGGCUAGUAGGUAAUCGAAAGUGUUUCUAUCCCAUACCAGGAAUAUUAGUGUUAUUCUUGUAUAACUUUCUUUCCCAUACCAGGAAUAUUAGUGUUAGUCUUGUAUUCUGUUAAUGGUAGAUUUCUAUUAUUACAUGUUGUUCCUUUGCUUCA
Nicotiana attenuata is the source of this 2378-nucleotide messenger RNA. RefSeq names its product anaphase-promoting complex subunit 8. Lineage: Eukaryota; Viridiplantae; Streptophyta; Magnoliopsida; Solanales; Solanaceae. The record is from RefSeq and is a predicted model, not a curated record. Gene Ontology annotation, biological process: cell division. Gene Ontology annotation, cellular component: anaphase-promoting complex. The transcript has 4 exons. The coding region runs from base 296 to 2083 and encodes 595 amino acids. Gene Ontology annotation, molecular function: protein binding.